Messenger RNA from Metarhizium brunneum ARSEF 3297, 1380 nucleotides. Its product is annotated as Non-specific lipid-transfer protein. The record is from RefSeq and is a predicted model, not a curated record. Lineage: Eukaryota; Fungi; Ascomycota; Sordariomycetes; Hypocreales; Clavicipitaceae. Gene Ontology annotation, molecular function: acyltransferase activity, transferring groups other than amino-acyl groups.
AUGCCUGCCAAGCAAAAGUCGCCUGUCUACGUCCUGGGCGUGGGCAUGACCAAGUUCAUCAAGCCCCGAGGCCUGGUGGACUACACUGAGCUCGGAUUCGAAGCUGGUAUAAAGGCUCUCCUCGACGCUCAGAUUAACUACGACGAUGUCGACCAAGGCGUCGCCUGCUACUGCUACGGCGACAGCACCUGCGGUCAGCGUGUCUUUUACCAAUUUGGCAUGACCAAGAUUCCCGUCUACAACGUCAACAACAACUGCUCCACUGGCAGCACUGGACUGGCCAUGGCCCGUACCUUCAUCGCGAGCGGUGCUGCCAACUGCGUCAUGGUUGUGGGCUUCGAGAAGAUGAUGGCUGGUAGCUUGCAGAGCUUCUGGAACGACCGCGAGAACCCCAUCGGCACCACUGUCAACAUGAUGGUUGAAACCCGGGGAUUCGAACCCGCCCCCGGCGCGGCUCAGAUGUUCGGCAACGCUGGCCGCGAAUACAUAGAGAAGUAUGGUGCCAAGCCCGAGGACUUUGCUGAGAUUGCUCGUGUCAACCACGCCCACUCUCCCAAGAAUCCCUACUCGCAGUUCCAGCAGGUCUAUACCCUCGACCAGAUUAUGCAGGCACCCAAGAUCUUCGACCCUCUCACCAAGCUUCAGUGCUGCCCUACCUCCGAUGGAGGCGCUGCUGCCAUCCUCGUCUCCCAGGAGUUCCUUGAUGCCCGCCCUCACCUCAAGGCUCAGGCCGUCGAGGUUGCUGGGCAGUGCCUGGCCACUGAUGCUCCCAGCCUGUUUUCCCGCAGCUCCAUUGACCUGAUGGGCUAUGAGAUGACCCAGCACGCUGUAAAGACAGCCAUGGGCGAGGCCGGCAUCACCCCCAAAGACGUGCAGGUUGUCGAGCUGCACGACUGCUUCAGUGCCAACGAGAUGGUUGUCAUUGAUGCCCUCGGUCUUAGUGAGAAGGGCAAGGCCCACGAGCUCGUCCGCCGCGGCGACAUCACCUACGGCGGCAAGUACGUCAUCAACCCCUCUGGCGGUCUCAUCUCCAAGGGCCACCCUCUGGGCGCCACGGGUAUUGCGCAGUGUGCCGAGCUUGUCUGGCAUCUGCGUGGAUGGGCCAACAACCGCGCAGCUCCCAACACCACGUACUGCCUGCAGCACAACCUGGGCCUCGGUGGUGCCGUUGUCGUGACCGUCUAUCGCCGUGCGGAUGGCAAGGCUGCUCCCGAGCUGGACAAUGCAGCCGUUGGCAAGUCCAACGGCCUCGGCUACAACCCGGCAGUCGAAGCCAAGGGCUUCACCAAGGACCAGGCUGCCGCUGUUCGUAGCAAGACUGCCUCUAGCGACUGGGCCCUGUCGGACACUCAGGAGAAGGUUCUCCAGGCUCAGCUGUAA